Linum tenue is the source of this 1347-nucleotide messenger RNA. NCBI's taxonomy places the organism in Eukaryota, Viridiplantae, Streptophyta, Magnoliopsida, Malpighiales, Linaceae. The record is from the annotation of a GenBank genome assembly.
AUUAAAAGAAAACAAAGACGAGUAAGAGUAACUCCAGACCCGGCCCUUUUCAAAUCCAUAACGCGCGACGCACUGCACGGACACGGAACCUUUCAACCUCUACCCGUCUCUGAUCUCUGGAGAUCCGAAACCCUCGAUCUCUCUGGUGGGAAAGCAUCACUGCAGGACAAUCGCCGGCGAGAUCUCUCAAUCGGAAAUAUUCUCGUUCCGAUCGUACUGAUAGACGGGGGAUCAUGGCUCCAGUUUCGGCGCUAGCCAAGUACAAGCUCGUGUUCUUGGGCGAUCAGUCGGUGGGCAAAACCAGUAUCAUCACCCGCUUCAUGUACGACAAAUUCGACACUACGUAUCAGGCUACCAUAGGUAUUGAUUUCCUCUCGAAGACAAUGUAUCUGGAAGACAGAACUGUUCGAUUGCAGCUCUGGGACACUGCAGGACAGGAACGGUUCAGGAGCCUCAUUCCGAGCUAUAUAAGGGAUUCAUCAGUGGCUGUCAUUGUUUAUGAUGUUGCAAGCAGACAGUCAUUUCUGAACACUUCUAAGUGGAUUGAAGAGGUCCGCACUGAACGGGGCAGCGAUGUUAUAAUUGUACUGGUCGGGAAUAAGACUGAUCUCGUCGACAAGAGGCAAGUCUCCAUAGAAGAAGGUGAGUCUAAAGCUCGCGAGAUGAACGUGAUGUUCAUCGAAACCAGCGCGAAGGCGGGCUUCAAUAUAAAACCACUGUUUCGAAAGAUUGCGGCAGCCCUUCCAGGGAUGGAGACACUUUCAUCAGCUAAGCAAGAAGAUAUGGUUGACGUGAACCUCAAGUCUUCGAACACAAAUGCGUCGCAGGCCCAAGCCCAGUCAGGAGGUUGUGCUUGUUGAUGAUUUUGUCUAGUCUUGUUCACUGUGACGACAGGGGUACUUGUUUCUUGCGAAGCAUUGUGUCGUGCUGCUGGUUUCGACUCGUUUUAUGGUUAAGAAACUUACUGGGAAGGUGAUAGUAAUGGUGUUAGGGGAUCUCGGUAGUCUAUACUUGUGGAUGGAUGGAAGGAAGGAAGUGUGACUAAUGUAAAUCAGAUAAAAGAGGAGAUUGAGCUAUGAGGGCGUUUGGUGGUUGAUGUUGCGGAACCAACUCUUGGCUCUUGGCUGCCUAGAACGAACUUCUUGUUGGUUGACCCAUUUGUUGUUGCUGUUCUUACAGAACAAAAUAGAUAUGGAAUUUAAUUAAUUGUCUCCACUGUUUGCUGGGUAACAUUUUAGAUUUGUGAGUUCGAAAGAUGAUUAUUGUUCUCCAUAAACAUCAAUUCCACAUCAUAUUCUUAUAUCAUUGUGAAAUCACAUGAUUAGGAAGUUUGUCAUUUUAGUGCAG